Neodiprion fabricii is the source of this 1626-nucleotide messenger RNA. It is a transcript of the gene Fancl, whose product is annotated as E3 ubiquitin-protein ligase FANCL. The record is from RefSeq and is a predicted model, not a curated record. Gene Ontology annotation, cellular component: Fanconi anaemia nuclear complex; nucleus. Gene Ontology annotation, molecular function: ubiquitin protein ligase activity. Gene Ontology annotation, biological process: interstrand cross-link repair; protein monoubiquitination. NCBI's taxonomy places the organism in Eukaryota, Metazoa, Arthropoda, Insecta, Hymenoptera, Diprionidae. The coding region runs from base 1 to 1152 and encodes 383 amino acids. The transcript has 6 exons.
AUGGAUCCGCACGAAUGUUCGGAAAUAAUUAGCCGGCAUCCUGAGUUGAUACUGGUUUCAAACAAUCCAGUAACGUGGGAGGGAAUGUUAAGCGUCACUGUGAAUGCAGCUGAGAAAAGUAAAGUUAGGAUCAAACUGACCCUACCAAAUUUCCCCGCAUUGAAUGGGGCUACUCUUAGCUUUGGAAAGAAUCCAGAAAUUUUAUGCCACAGGGAUUUCAGCAGGAAAUCAAGAAUACUGAUAGAAAGUGCAGUUACAGUUACUUCAUUCUUAAAACAGCUGCAAGUAUUGAUUGGAGAAGCCUUGCACAGUCACCUUCCUUGUCUGACAAGCAUCAACAACCACUCAAUUAUCUCUGAACUAGAAGCCAUGACACAUUCCCCGUGCGACGUAAGGCUUUCAACGAGUCAUGGAUUAAAUCUCAUUGAAUUAGUAUCAAAAAAUAUUAGAGUCAGGUUACAACGUGAUGCGAGAUGUUCAGAUACUUGGAAAAUCGUUUCUAGUGAUCUGGCACAGUUACAAGGAUGCGAACUUGUUGUUGGCGCAACAAUGAGCUUGCAUGACGCAGGAAAUAAACUUGAUAAGCAAGUAGAAUCAUUGGAAAAUGUUUGGGAACAUUUGAAAGAUAUUGACAGAAAUUGUUGGGUAAUCGAUCCGCUUAUACCAAUGCCUCAUCAUGUCUAUCGAAGAAUAAAAAUUAACUCAUCUUUAUCCAUUCUGAUAAACAUUAAUCCACUCCAGCCAACCAGUCUUCCAGCUAUUAAAAUAUUGGGUAGUGAUUCAGAAGUAGCAAAGUACAGAGAAAUAGUGUCAGGAAACUUUGAGUUAUGGGAUCCGAGCAACAGUCUAUCUGAAAAUUUACGGAUUCUAUUAAAUUUGGAAGAAUUUCCUCAGGCAACACUGACAAAAGAUGAGAAGCAAUGCGACAGUGGUCUCUUCAAUGAUGAGGAAUGCUGCAUUUGUUUUUCACUAGAACUGAAUGACAAUGAAUUACCUGAGAAAGUAUGCAACAAUAAUACGUGUCGGAAGCAGUUUCAUACAGCGUGCUUAUUGCAGUGGCUACAAGCAAUACCCGGCAAUCAAGUGGUAUUCAAUCAACUGCAUGGCGCUUGCCCACAUUGCGGGCAAAACAUAUCGUGUCCUGUAGAAUAGGGCAUCACACAAAUUGUCAAUAAUUUAAGAGUUUAUUACCGUGACACUGACAUUACUCGUCAGUUUUUCAACAUGUAUUCAUCCACUUCCCCAAUUCCCUUGAAAGUCAAUAAGUCAGGUGACUUUCGUUAAUAUACUAUUUUCCUUAAGACUUCAAUGGAUUAUCUAUGAAAAAUAUACUCAUCUAUAUAUAAGAUAAAAUUAAUUUAUAAGAUUUCAAUUGAUAAACCUAGAGUAUUCAUCAUCAAUCAAAAACGUGAAAAUUGAUAAAUUUUAAAGCUGAAAUCCAUUGAGUAGCAGCUUUAUUAAACUCUGGAGUACCACAAAUUAGCACUAGAGUAGAUUUUGGUGACCGAGAUUCUAAGAAUCUUGUUACAGUGUUCUCCUCUAAGUGACUGCUCUCUAUUCUAACGCCGUUUAUUCUUUUAGCGCUAUCUGAAAUAGUUUGAAAAUAAAAAAAAUCAUAGCAAUGGA